UUUCAAGAUAUAAAGCUUAAUCAUUCCAAAGCAUAAUCAGUGUGAAAUAUGGAGCCUAAAUUGAAUGCGCAAGUGCACAAACGCGUGCGCAAAUUUCUUUUGAUAUCAAUUCCAAUCAUUUGUGUUAUAAUAGCUCUUGGUGUUGGUGUUUAUUUUUACACUAAUAAUGAAUCUUCGCACACCGAGGACCCAGAUGCUUUGAAUGAUUUAACACCAGCCACAGCCAAAUGGGUUCAAAAUAAAGAAAUUCAACUGUUCCGGAGAUACUUAAGAUUUAAAACUAUAUCUCUUGAAACUGAUUUCGAACCAUGUAUGGAUUUUUUGAAAAAACAAGCCGAUAGUUUGGGUUUUGAAGUAACGAUCUACUAUCCUGUGAAUAAACAAAAUCCAGUACUUGUAAUGACAUGGAAGGGAUCUGACCCAGAUUUGCCAUCUAUAAUGUUGAACUCACACAUGGAUGUAGUUCCAGUGGCCGAGGAGUAUUGGGAACACCCGCCUUUUGCCGCAAAAAUGGAUGAAUAUGGAAACAUUUAUGCUCGUGGCUCUCAAGACAUGAAAUCUGUUGGAAUGCAAUACUUGGCAGCAGCCCGAGCGCUACAGCUUAAAGGAAUAACUCAGCCGAAAAGGACGAUCCACCUGACUUACAUGCCGGAUGAAGAAGUAGGUGGUUAUCUCGGCAUGGGCCCAUUCGUUGCAAGUGAUGCAUUCAAAAAAAUGAAUGUUGGCUUUACAUUAGACGAAGGUUAUCCAUCGACAACUGAUCACUUGGAAGUAUUCAAUAGGGAAAAACCGUCUUGCAAAAUUACUGUUGUUGCACACGGCCACUCUGGUCAUGGGUCACAACUUUUUGAUGACACUGCUGCCGUUAAAUUGAACUAUGUAGUCAAUAAGUUUAUGGAGCUUCGUCGAAAUGAAACUGCAAAAUGGAAGGAAGAGAAAUAUCCAUAUGGUAAUGUGACUUCCAUUAAUUUAACGAUAUUGAACGGUGGGCUCAAAUCAAAUGUAGUACCACCAGAAAUGGAGGCUGUCUUUGAUGUAAGGUUGUCCAUUGAUACCGAUUGGGAUGAAUUCGAACGAAUGAUUAAAAGUUGGGAGAAAGAGGCAGGCAAAAACGUAACAAUUGAUAUACAAAAAUCCCCCAAAACACCGGACACAGUUAUAGAUCAUUCGAAUGGGUAUUGGAUGCAAUUCAAAAAAGCUACCGAUGAACUCCAUCUGAAUGUCACUCCAGGGGUUUUUGCCGCGAGCACGGAUAGCAAAUUCAUUCGUAAAGCGCACAUUCCAGCCUUGGGUUUUUCACCACUUUUAAACACACCACCAAAAUUACAUGAACAUAAUGAGUACAUCAAUGCUGAAACUUACUUAAAAGGAAUUGAGAUAUACUCUAAAAUUAUCGAAAAAGUUGCAAACUUCUAAUGAAUUAACUGCAUAGCAACGUAAACGAACAUCCAAAUACAUGGGACUUAUUUCGUUUUUAUCAUUUUCAAAUAUAUGUCAUAAAGAAUCUAUUUUUGUACACAGCAAAUGUCGUGACUCAAUUUUGUUGUAGGUAAAUCAAUAGUUAUAAUAAGUAUGGUAGAGUUUGAAGUUUGUUGAUGUUGCUUCAUUAGUUGUUGUGUUAUUUUUAUGAAUAUAUAAAAAGUUCAACUAGAUCAAUCUAUUACUAUUAUCCGUUGUUUAUCACAGUGUCAUCACUCAAGAGUGUUAUAAGUGAUAAAUUAUAUUUUUUCGUCAACAUGAAUUUCCUGCAUGUCAACAUUAUAACAACCAUUUCGACUAACAUCUUUUUUGUGUUUUACAAAUAUUAUGGCUAGGAAAAUAUAUUAAACCAUAUGCCGUGACUACUGGUAUCAUGAAAAAGCGAUAAUACGAAAACAUUCAACAAAUAUUUGUUAUUUUCUAACAAUUGAACCGCCAUCAACGAAGAAAUGUAAUUUCCAAUGAACAUAAAUUACGAAGCAAUAUUUUAUCAAAUAGAUCACGCAAGGUUUCAAUUAAGUUUUUAAUUAAUUAAACCUCAAAAGUACUUCAUUGAAUUUACUUGCAAACAAUAAGUCCAACUACUCUAGUGGAUUAAUUCAACACGAAUCUAGUAUAAAGACAUCUUUUUCAAUGCUUUGAGGCCGGCGCCCCACAAACUAUAGUUUAAAAAAUAAAUUAAAAAAGCACACUUUCUUGUUA
Contarinia nasturtii (swede midge) is the source of this 2181-nucleotide messenger RNA. RefSeq names its product aminoacylase-1A-like. NCBI's taxonomy places the organism in Eukaryota, Metazoa, Arthropoda, Insecta, Diptera, Cecidomyiidae. The transcript has 7 exons. Gene Ontology annotation, cellular component: cytoplasm. The record is from RefSeq and is a predicted model, not a curated record. Gene Ontology annotation, biological process: amino acid metabolic process. The coding region runs from base 49 to 1416 and encodes 455 amino acids. Gene Ontology annotation, molecular function: aminoacylase activity.